Molecule: messenger RNA, 1630 nt
Organism: Vigna radiata var. radiata (mung bean)
Lineage: Eukaryota; Viridiplantae; Streptophyta; Magnoliopsida; Fabales; Fabaceae
Product: protein ABSCISIC ACID-INSENSITIVE 5
Exons: 4
Coding region: 390-1079 (229 amino acids)
Biological process (GO): positive regulation of DNA-templated transcription
Cellular component (GO): nucleus
Molecular function (GO): DNA-binding transcription factor activity
Source: RefSeq, a predicted model, not a curated record
ACUUAGUAUUUCAUAUAAAGAGAUAUUAGCAUGAAGAAAGGACAUGAAUAAGGAGAAUGUAAAAAGCUUAGAUGAGAGAAGAGGAAGUAAGAAAAAGAGAGUAAAUCACGAAAGACAUGUGAGUGUGGAAGAGAAAAAGAGAAAUAAGAAUGAGAUUCAUUAAUGGCAUGUAAAGUGAAAGGAGAGAGUAUGUAGAAAAAAAUAACAUAAAGAAGAAGAACAAGUACAUAAUCGAUGCUUUGCUUUUUUCUUUGUGGGGUUUGUGUCCAUACAGUGAAAGGGUGAAUAGAUUAAUAAGAAAAGAAAUGGAAGUAGUGUAUGUUCUUUGGUGACAGUUGAAGAGGAAGAAAGAGAAAGAAGAAGGAAAAAAAGAAGGCUUGAAAAGCGGCAUGGCGUCGUCGAAGGUUGUUGUCUCGACGAAUCCGGAUCUGCCACGCGACUCUUCUAUAUCUCCCCUUUCCUCUCUUCUACUCUCUGAUCUGCACCACUCAACCUCCAUGGACGACCUUCUCAAGUCCAUCACCCCUUCUGCCGCCAAGACCGUCGACGAUGUCUGGAAGGAGAUCGUUGCCGGCGCUCACCCCCACCAUCCUGCCGGCACCGUCUCCGGAGACAGAAAUGCCGCCACCGUCAACGCCACCGCCACCGCCCCAGAGGGCUACGAGGCUAUUACCCUGGAGGAUUUCCUCACCAAGGCCGGCGCCGUCAGAGAGGAGGACGUGAGAGGGGUUCUGCCCCCUUCUUCCUCUCUCCCCUUUCCUCUCCCUCUGCCCGCCGAAGGCUCCUCCUCCUCCGUUGAGCCCUUUGGAAACGGCGUUGCGCCCACCAAUUCGGUCCCCAAAGGGAAGAGAAGGGUAGUGGAGGAACCCGUGGACAAGGCCACACUUCAGAAGCAGAGGAGGAUGAUCAAGAAUCGAGAGUCCGCUGCUAGGUCCCGGGAACGCAAGCAGGCUUAUACAUCGGAGCUUGAGUAUCUUGUUCACCAGCUGGAGCAAGAGAACGCCCGGUUAAUUAACGAAGAGGCUGAGAUGAGAAGGCAGAGGAAAAAGCAGGUCUGUAAUGGAUAUGCUCUCUUUUAGACAUGUUCAUUAUCUGCUCUUGGAGUACAUAAUUCCAGUUGAAGUGAUGCCUAAACCCAGAAAGAAACUUCGGAGAGUAAAUUCAGCUCAAUCAUUGUGAUGUUUCAUCACUCAUCUCAUCAACAAACUAGGCUGUGACUUGGUGUAGAUAUAAGGAGGGAAAGAUUUAAGAAAUUGAAUGUCAUUGCAGUUGCAGGUUAUCGGAGUUACAAUGUAUAGACAAAAAGAAAAAAAAUAGCUGGAGCCAAUUAAUCCAAGUAAUUUAAUUCAACUAGAAAGUAUUCUUCCACUGAUCUACAAGGAAGAUCCAUGGCUCUGGGUGGGGAUUGUGAGGAUUAGGCCUUGUAGGAAGAGUUGAAAUAAAAGUUUGUGGAGUGAUCAUUUAUGCAAUUUGGAUGUUAUGAUUAGUGGAUGAGUUACAUCUAAGAGGAUUCGAGGAGUAGUGUUUAGCAGAUUUCUUCAUGUACACGGAAAGAUCACCUGAAUGUCCCAUGAUUAAGACAAGUUACUUUUGCAAAAGUAUCAUAUCAUUUUACCUCAUUUAUUAAUUA